Molecule: messenger RNA, 881 nt
Organism: Haplochromis burtoni (Burton's mouthbrooder)
Lineage: Eukaryota; Metazoa; Chordata; Actinopteri; Cichliformes; Cichlidae
Product: C-type lectin domain family 4 member E-like
Exons: 8
Coding region: 204-866 (220 amino acids)
Source: RefSeq, a predicted model, not a curated record
UGAGUUAGCACUAUUUAUUAAAUGUUUAUGUACUUGUGUGUUCACUUUCUGUCUCCUCUGAAUCAGGUGAAGCUCUUCACUCUCAACAUGCAAAAUCAAACAAUGCGUUAAAGCUCAGAGUGGCCGUGCUGGUUGUCUGUGUUCUCCUGGUAUCGGCUCUCGUGGUAACUUAUCUCUUGUUGGAGCUUUUGAAAACCAGGGACAUGCUCAGAAACCUUGAGAUGAAGCGGGAAACUGUAAAAGCUGAUGUCACAGAGAGACCUCCUGAAAUCAAACCAUGUAGUACAGUGCAGCCCACAUGCCCGGAGCCUGAAGUAAAAAUUAUAACACAACCGUGCAGCCCAAUACAAACUACAAGCCCACAACUUCCUGAAAUAAACACGAUAAAACAAUCACACAGCGCGAUACCGACUACAACCCCACAACUUCCUGAUAUAACUAUGAAUGAUUCAUGUUAUAAAUGUGAAGAGGGCUGGGAGCAACAUGGAGGAAAGUGCUAUUAUUUCUCCACCAGGUCAUCCUCCUGGGAUGUGAGCAGAACUGAAUGUAUCACUAAAGGAGGAGACCUGGUUAAGAUAGACAGCAGUGAGGAGCAGAUAUUAUUGCAGAAAAAAAAUGGAAAAUUCUGGAUCGGACUGACAGACUCAGCAGUAGAGGGCAGAUGGCUGUGGGUGGACGGGUCACCACUGAAUGAAAGGUUGACAUUUUGGUUCCUUACUGAGCCAAAUAAUAUGCCCGUGCAAGAUCCUGAUGGAGAGGACUGUGCGAUGAUGGGGCACAAUGGGAUAAUGUUUUGGUUUGAUUAUUCCUGCAAAUUAACUCUUAGAAGUAUUUGUGAGAAAGCAGCUGUGGCUGUUUGUGUCUAAAAUUCAGUUCAGCAU